UAUAUGUACCUGGCUUAUAACGAUGAAAGAUCCACCCACCAGUCCUAUUCUCAACGCACAAAUGCGUUUUAUUCUGUCGCCAUGUCUUCUCGUUUUUCAGAUGGCGAAGGAAAAGAUGGCCAGCAUUCGGGUGACUCUCUGAAUCCAGCCGGAACGCAUCGUCCUGACUUUUCAAACAACCCUGAUACUCGCAUGAAAGAUGGUAAAGAAGUGGAAGUUGUCUCGUGGAACGGUCCAGAGGACUCCGAAAACCCAUUCAAUUGGUCACUGAAAUACAAGUGGUUCCUUACUGUGACAGUCUGCUUCAUUUCUAUUCUCACUGGCCUGCCUGCUGGGUCUUACGGUGCGGGAAAUGAUUUGAUGAGCGAUCGUUUUAAUGUAAAGAACGAGCCUUUUCCGAAUCUCUACUGGGCAACAUGUAGUUGGAACCUCGGAGCGGCACUCUUUCCGUUGGUUUUCGUCCCAUUGACUGAGAACACUGGGCGGAUGCCCGGCUACUUCUUCGCGUAUAUCGUAUUCGAACUCUUUUUGUUCGGCUCAGCCUUCGCCGACAACUUUGCCACUCUAGUCGUGACCAGGUUCUUUGGUGGUGGGGCCUCUUCUGUGUCCAUCAAUAUCGUUGGAGGGAGUAUCAGUGAUAUAUGGAGAGGCGAUAAAGCAAGAAGUCUGCCCAUGUCCUUGUUCGGAUUCACCAGUGUGGCUGGUAUCGCCCUCGGCCCAUUUAUCGGUAGCGCUAUCAUGCAGAUUAACAGACCGGCCGUUGGUUUGGACUCGCCCUGGCGCUGGAUAUUUUACGUUCAAAUCAUCUAUAAUGCCGCUCUCAUUCCUGUCUUUUACUUCAUCCUUAAAGAGACUCGAGGCGACGUCAUCCUCCAAAAUCGCGCAAAGAAAUUGCGCAAGGAAACCGGCCGCGAGAUCUACGCCGAGUCUGAGCUCGAACGUACCUCUAUAUAUACUCUACUCAAGAUCUCUUUCAUGCGCCCCACAAAGAUGCUGUUAACCGAGCCAGUCGUUAUAUUCUUCACUCUCUGGAUUAGUUUCGCAUGGGGAAUUCUAUUUCUAUUCUUCUCCUCUGUAGUGCAAACCUUCAGCGCAAACUAUGGCUUCGGCAUCUUUCAAACCGGUCUCAUUCAGUUAGCCAUCACAGUCGGCGCUGCCAUUGGCACGUUCAUCAAUCCGAUUCAAGACUGGCUUUAUCUUCGCAGCGCAUCAAAGAACACUGAGCGCUCCGGCAAACCAAUCCCCGAAGCUCGUCUCUACACCAGUAUACCCGGAAGUCUCCUUUUCACAGGUGGUCUCUUCAUGUAUGGAUGGAGCUCAAGACCGGAUGUUCACUGGAUUGUUCCUACGAUCGGGGUUUGCAUUGUGGGCGUCGGUAUAUACUCCAUCUACAUGGGUGUAGUCAACUAUCUCACCGACGCUUACGAGAAAUACGCUGCGUCUGCAUUAUCUGCUGCGUCGCUCGGUCGUAAUACCUUCGGAGCUUUCCUUCCUCUUGCAUCGUAUUCGCUCUUUGCAAAUCUGGGGUUUGGCUGGGCUGGGACAUUGCUAGGGCUCAUAGGUGCUGUGCUGAGUGUUGUUCCGGUUGUCUUGAUGAUAAAAGGCCGGGAAAUUAGAGCGAAGAGCCCGUUCAUGCUGGAUUCCACUUUUGAUGAGGAAGAGAAGCAUGAAAGGAAAGACUCUGUUGGUAAGGAGAACGAGAAGAAAGCCCCCAAUUUUGGGCCUGCUGGUGUUGCGGGAGGUCCACCGGGAGCUGUUGGUGGGGAGACGGUUUGA
Periconia digitata is the source of this 1776-nucleotide messenger RNA. The record is from the annotation of a GenBank genome assembly. Lineage: Eukaryota; Fungi; Ascomycota; Dothideomycetes; Pleosporales; Periconiaceae.